AUGAAUAUCUGUCUAGAACUUGGCCGACUUGUGUACUUUAACGCACCUUUAUUUUUUUCAACAGAGAUCGAUCUGUUCCCAUCGACCGUUUCUUUUGACUUGCGAUCCUCGUUACGCAUGAAGGCGGCUGAGCCUCCUGCAUUCCGACAACCGUUUUCCCGAUGUAUUCUCUGCAAUGCAGUUCUGUCUCCGGAGUCUGUUGUUCUCUUGGCGUGCGGCUCUUUCAAUCCCAUAACUAUCAUGCAUCUUCGGAUGAUGGAACUUGCUCGUGAUGAGGUUGAACGAUCGCGGACUCUGCCCAGAUCUACGAAUUGCACCAAAGGAGAGAAUGCCUGUUCUGGUUUAGUGGAAGACACAUCAUCAAUUGAUGUGAGCUCGUGCACAGGAAAAGCUGACUUUAGUUGUCCCAACAGCGUGUUACCUUGGAACCAAUCGGUUCUCUGUGGCGUUCUCAGCCCUGUUUCAGACACAUAUGCAAAGUCCGAUUUGGCCCCAUCAUCAGCGCGCAUCGAGCUGGCCAGAUUAGCUUGCCAGUUCCACUCAGACUGGUUGGCGGUUGACAUGUGGGAGGCGACACAACCUGAAUGGGUCCCAACCCGAUUGGUUGUGGACCAUCUUCAGUUGGUUCUGGAUCGGGUUUGGUUCAAAUUGAUCGCAAAUGAGAGCUUCACUUACACUUCCGUCGUUCUACCUAAUCAACCUCCUGUUGUACCCGCUUCGAAUGGCCAACUUUCUCCGCAAUCAAGAGAGUCUGCACACGUCAACGCAUUCGAUGGCUUGUUCUCUGAAUCGUGGCUUCUGAAUUGUAUCAAGCGUACUGCUCAGAUAACCGGCUGCUCGCUAUGCCGAAAAAUUCCUUCCACACUACACAAUGCACGAAGCACAUCCUCAUCUGCGUCUUGUGAGGAUGCUGAUUCAAUCUCCUCCACAUCCCACGAGGUCUGUUGCCGGUGGUAUCCGAGACCUCGGGUUAGACUGGUGUUUGGUGCGGACAUUAUUCAGUCUUUUCAGGUUCCUAACUUGUGGACACAAGAGGACCUUGAACAUCUGUUAGGUCAAUACGGCAUUAUCUGCAUUAGCAGACCCGGAUGCGAUGUGUCCAGGCUAAUCUCCGAUUCUGAACUGUUGAGGAAGUAUAAAAGCAACAUUACUCUGGUGCAAGAAUGGUUCGAAAACAACCUCAGCUCUUCUUUGGUCCGACGGAGCCUCAAGUUGGGUCAAUCGGUGCUUCAUCUCGUCCCACAAAGUGUGCUUGAAAGGAUUUAUGCUCUCAAACUAUACGGUGCGCAAAGGCGGCAACACUGUUCCUUCCAAGCCAAGAAUCAGUGCUGUGCGGUGGCGCCCUGUUCUCCCGCCACUCACAGAUCUUCAAACUCACAACCUCAUACAAUCACCACUACUACCACUGUGGAAGACACAAGUUCACUGUCGUAAUCCUUGCUAAAGGCAGAACACGUUUUCCUGCCAGUUUGUUACCCGACGUCCUCAAUCGUGCAAUUGGCAGCCCCCCCCCUAUUUUUCUACCUUUGUUAAACUAGAUUGUAACUCUCCGCCCGCUUUUAGUGAUUAC
This is a messenger RNA of Dicrocoelium dendriticum, 1570 nucleotides long. NCBI's taxonomy places the organism in Eukaryota, Metazoa, Platyhelminthes, Trematoda, Plagiorchiida, Dicrocoeliidae. The record is from the annotation of a GenBank genome assembly.